Tachysurus vachellii is the source of this 1574-nucleotide messenger RNA. RefSeq names its product ribonucleoside-diphosphate reductase subunit M2. Gene Ontology annotation, molecular function: ribonucleoside-diphosphate reductase activity, thioredoxin disulfide as acceptor. Gene Ontology annotation, biological process: deoxyribonucleotide biosynthetic process. The coding region runs from base 114 to 1265 and encodes 383 amino acids. The transcript is spliced from 10 exons. Gene Ontology annotation, cellular component: cytosol. Lineage: Eukaryota; Metazoa; Chordata; Actinopteri; Siluriformes; Bagridae. The record is from RefSeq and is a predicted model, not a curated record.
AGCUUCAGCCAGUCUUUUCCCUCCAUUGUACAGGCUUCGCAUCUUUUAUAAUUUAUUUUAUCUUCAUUUUUUUUUUAAAAAAAAAGUGCUCCUUUUUAUUUGCUUUAAACGCAAUGAUGCUGUCUACGCGCUCACCUCUUAAAAACAAGAAUGAAAACGUUUCUGCUAAGUUUGGGAGCAUGUCUCUGGGAGAUAAAGAAAACACACCACCGAGUUUGAACUCCACACGAAUUUUAGCUUCCAAAACCGCGCGUAAAAUCUUCGAGGACCCUGAGGAGAAGCUAAAAACCAAAACAGAGGAAGAGCCUCUCCUGAAGGAAAAUCCACGUCGCUUUGUCAUCUUCCCUAUUCAGUACCAUGACAUAUGGCAGAUGUACAAGAAGGCUGAGGCCUCUUUCUGGACAGCUGAAGAGGUUGACCUCUCCAAAGACCUUCAGCACUGGGAUUCCCUAAAGGAUGAGGAGCGAUAUUUCAUUUCUCAUGUGUUGGCGUUCUUUGCGGCAAGCGAUGGCAUUGUCAAUGAGAAUCUGGUGGAGCGCUUCACCCAAGAGGUCCAAGUGACUGAGGCACGUUGUUUUUAUGGGUUCCAAAUUGCCAUGGAGAACAUUCACUCUGAGAUGUAUAGCCUGCUUAUUAACACGUAUAUUAAGGCUCCUGCAGAGAGGGAGUAUCUUUUCAAUGCCAUUGAGACUCUUCCAUGUGUGAAGAAGAAGGCUGACUGGGCCUUAAAUUGGAUUGGCAACAAAGAUGCCCAGUAUGGUGAGCGAGUGGUGGCUUUUGCUGCUGUAGAGGGAAUCUUCUUCUCUGGUUCUUUUGCUGCAAUUUUCUGGCUAAAGAAGAGGGGCCUUAUGCCAGGGCUCACCUUUUCCAAUGAACUCAUCAGCCGAGAUGAGGGUCUUCACUGUGACUUUGCCUGCUUAAUGUUCAAGCAUUUGGUGAACAAGCCAUCAGAAGCAACGGUCAAGAAAAUCAUUGUGAAUGCAGUUCAGAUUGAGCAGGAAUUCCUGACCCAGGCACUACCAGUUAAACUGAUUGGCAUGAACUGUGACUUGAUGAAACAGUACAUUGAAUUUGUGGCAGACAGACUGAUGUUGGAGCUGGGCUUCAACAAGAUCUAUAGAGUAGAGAACCCGUUUGACUUCAUGGAGAACAUUUCUUUGGAGGGAAAGACAAACUUCUUUGAGAAGAGGGUAGGAGAGUACCAGCGUAUGGGUGUUAUGUCUGGGCCCACAGACAACACCUUCCGGCUUGAUGCGGACUUCUAGCCUGUGAGGAAAUGGACACUUAAACAUUAACACUUGAAGAGGUGCUGGUCCCUUGACAGCCUCCAUAUUUUGAAUUCACAUUGUAUAUGAAUUUUAAAUAAGUUUUUUUUUCUUUUCUUUUUUUAAAAACGUUGGUUGUAUUGUUUUGGUGUUGCAGUUGGGAUUUUUUUUUUUUUUUUAUUAUUUAUAGCUUGCACAAAUGCCAUGUUUUACUGCUUCUCCUUUCCCUUAACCCAGCCCUCUUGUCUUAUCCAACUGUUUCUUCUGAAUUCUGUAGUUAAUGUAAAUAAAAUUAUGAUGUAAAAGUAA